AUGGAGCGCUUCACGCAAGAGGCAUUUGACGAGCAUUCUCGGCAGAACCCGCUGCUGGUCCUCGACGACGUGCUCACGCGGCAUGUGCACCAGAGUCCCUCGCCAAUUCUCUUUGCGUAUCCUCGUGCGGAUCGAGAGGGUGGCGACGGCGACUACUACGAGACUUUUACGGCGGCGCAGCUCGACGGCUACGUGGACGCGGUUGUGCGGCACCUCGUCCAGUCUGGACACGAACCGAAUCUCGGACGCGUGGUGGGGAUGCUGGGAAACCCCAACCUCGACUGGGUCGUCCAUCUCUUUGCGCUCUCUCGCCUUGGGUACUGCGUCGUCAUGAUGUCGCUUCGCCAGAAAGCCGUUGGUCUUGCGAGUCUGCUAGGAUCCGCGCGCGGCGACGCCGUGGUGUACGACGAAGCCACGCCCGACACGGCGGACCUCGUCCAGGGCAUCGUCGCGUUGCAGCCACCCACUUCGGCGAUUCCAUUCGUUCCGCGCUCCGUCUAUACGGCGGCGGCCGCCGUCAGGAACACCUCCACCCCCAAACCGCCGCGCUUCUUCUUCCCCCGCGAGAAGCAGACCGACACCACCGCCGUCUUCUUCUCGACGUCGGGCUCGACGGGGCUCCCGAAACCCAUCCCCUACCGACACGACGACAUGGCGCUGUCGCUAUUCACGUCGUCGCUGCCGCUCACCAGCCUGCUCUCGUGGCCGUCCUACCACGGCUGGGGACUGGGCAUCCUUCUCGGCACCAUGCACGCGGGCAAGACAUGCUACGUCAUGGACACCGGACCAGAGUUGACACCCGGCGCGCUGAUUGAGGCGCUCGAGGCGGCACGGCCAGAGUUCUUGCCCGCGCCGCCGUACAAUGUCGGGCUCAUUGCGCAGACGCCUCGCGGACUGGCGUGUCUGCAGGCGGCCGAGUACGUCACCACGGGCGGCGCGAGGCUGCCGGACGAGCUGGGCAAGUAUCUGGUCGAGCACGGCGUCAACAUCAGCACGUCUCUGGGGAGCUCGGAAGCGACGCGCAACUUUGCCACAUCCAUGUGGCGCGCGCGCGGGGAUCCGGAGUGGGAUUACGUUGAGAUUCCGCCGGUGCUGCGGCCGCACAUUCUGCUGGAUCCGGUGCCUGGCAACGCGCCGCUGCACGAGAUUGUGUUUUUGCGCAGCUUCCCCGGGCUGAGUCACGUGGAGGAGGGAAAUGUUUUUCGCACGGGGGAUAUGAUGCGGCCGCACGAGGACCCGCGGCGGGAUACGUGGAAGUUUGUGUGCAGAGAAGGGGACUUUACGGCGCUGAGCACGUCGAUGAAGGUGCUGGGCGUGCCGUUUGAGGAGCGCUUGCGGGCGAGCCCGCUGGUGGAGGAGGCGGUGGUGGUGGGUGUGGGGAGGACGGUGCCGGGGCUGCUGGUGGUGCCCGCGACGAGAGAGGAGGAGGAGGAGGAGGAGGAGGAGGAGGAGGACGGCGACGACGAGGAUGAUGGGGAGAGGUUCGUGGAGAGAGUGUGGCCGCUGGUGGAGGAGGCAAACGGCGUGGUGCCGGGGCAUGCGGAGGUUUCGAGGGACAUGGUGCGGGUGCUGCCGCGGACGGCGAGGCUGCCGAGGACGGACAAGGGGAAUGUGAUGCGGCAGAGGGUGUAUACAGAGUUUGCAAGUGAAAUUGAGGGGCUGUAUGCAGAGGAAAAAAGGGGGUAA
This is a messenger RNA of Beauveria bassiana ARSEF 2860, 1686 nucleotides long. Its product is annotated as NRPS-like enzyme. Gene Ontology annotation, molecular function: medium-chain fatty acid-CoA ligase activity. Lineage: Eukaryota; Fungi; Ascomycota; Sordariomycetes; Hypocreales; Cordycipitaceae. Gene Ontology annotation, biological process: fatty acid metabolic process. The record is from RefSeq and is a predicted model, not a curated record. The transcript has 2 exons. The coding region runs from base 1 to 1686 and encodes 561 amino acids.